Messenger RNA from Leucoraja erinaceus (little skate), 1475 nucleotides. RefSeq lists its product as uncharacterized. Lineage: Eukaryota; Metazoa; Chordata; Chondrichthyes; Rajiformes; Rajidae. The record is from RefSeq and is a predicted model, not a curated record. The annotation marks the transcript as partial. The transcript is spliced from 8 exons.
AAGUGGCAGCUGUACAUUGAAAGACAACCUCUGCGAUUCUUUGAUCGAGAACUGCUUCCCCAUUUGGUCUUCGUUACAAAGCGAUUAGCGGAGUUUGUAGGAUGUUCCCCAACAGACUUGGUGCUGGUACCGAAUGUCACAACGGCGAUGAACACUAUUGUAAGAAGUCAGGACCUGAAGGCAGGAGAUACAGUGUUCAUGCUCGGUGAUACCUAUGGUGCUGUGAAGAAGCUUCUCCGACAGGUGUGUGAAGAACAAGGGGCCGUACUACAGGAGGAGUGUCUGGAGUAUCCACUGACAGGGCCUGGACAGAUAAUUAAAAAGGUGGAGGAGACUCUGCGCCCAGGGACGAGGCUUGCUGUGUUUGAUCACAUUCCCAGCCAAUCUGUGUUCAUUAACCCUCUGGAAGAAAUCAUCGGCAUCUGUCGACAAAGCUCCCUAGAUGCUGAUUACUACACAUCCAACUGCCACAAGUGGUUCUGCAGUCCCAAAGGUUGUGCUUUCAUGUUCGUUAAACCACAGCUACAACCUUCCUUAAGGCCACUUAUAAUCUCACAUGGAUAUGGCUUUGGCUUCCAUUCGGAGUACAUCUGGACAGGGUUGAAGGACUACACGGCAAUCUUGGCUCUACACACCGUGUUGGACUUCUGGGAGUCUGUGGGCGUUCAAAGGAUCCGGGGUUACAUCAAAGGCCUUAUGACCCAGGCUGUGGAUUUACUGGUGGGCCGAUGGAAAACUGGGCUGCUAGCCCCGAGAGAGAUGUUUGGAUCCAUGGUGUGCGUUCGACUUCCAGAGAGCCUUCAGGAGGACAGGGCUGCAAACUACGAGCAUGCGGAGACAAUCCAGAACGCACUUUACAGCCGCUAUAACAUUGAGGUUCCCGUCAAGGCUUUGGCAGGAUUGUUGUAUGUGCGGGUCUCUGUACACAUGUACAAUGAGCUGGAGCAAUACCAGAAGCUCGCAGAUGCCGUCGAAGAGAUGAUGUCCAAAUAGGCGAAGCGUGUAGGUGCGAUGUUUAAACCAAAGAUAGACACAAAAAACUGCAGUAACACAGUGGGCUGGGCAGCAUCUCUGGAGAAAAGGAAUAGGUGACGUAUCGGAGGCUGAAGGGGGGUCACGACCCAAAACAUUCUUCUCGGAGGGAGAUGAGGAGGAAUUUCUUCAGUCAUAGGGUUGUAAAUUUGUGGAGGCCGUCAAUUACUAUUUUUAAGGCAGAGAUAGAUAGAUUCUUGAUUAGUACGGGUGCCAAGGGUUAUGGGGAGAAGGAGAUUACGUGCCUUAUAGAUUCUCAGCAUUACAUCCCUGUUUUUGUAUGCAAGCCCUCUUGAAAUAAAUGCUAGCAUUUAGUUUGCUUUCUUUAGACAGUAGACAAUAGACAAUAGGUGCAGGAGUAGGCCAUUCGGCCUUUCUAGCCAGCACCACCAUUCAAUGUGAUCAUGGCUGAUCAUCCCCAAUCAGUACCCCGUUCCUACCUU